Molecule: messenger RNA, 1169 nt
Organism: Daldinia loculata
Lineage: Eukaryota; Fungi; Ascomycota; Sordariomycetes; Xylariales; Hypoxylaceae
Product: alpha/beta-hydrolase
Exons: 1
Coding region: 63-1031 (322 amino acids)
Molecular function (GO): 1-alkyl-2-acetylglycerophosphocholine esterase activity
Source: RefSeq, a predicted model, not a curated record
AGAAACAUUAAAUCAAAAACACUUAACUACUAGAAGUUUAUUAAACAAACCAUCCAUUCAAAAUGCGAUCUCACGAACACCGUCUUAUUGGGGCAGCUAAGAACAUUCCCGUCAACCCUCAAACUCCUGUCUUUUCGUUCAGCCCUAUCGUUCUGCCCUUCUCAGACCGACCCCUUGACUUGGACUUGAAAGUUACAGCCCCUGCAACUGGCGAUGCUCUUCCAAUAAUCCUGCUCUCUCACGGCCAAGGCCGAAGCAACAACCUUAACUCCUUGGAGGGCUACACCCCUCUUGCUGAAUUCUGGGCUGCACAUGGGUUUGUAGUGAUUCAGCCUACUCACUUAUCCUCUCUAUCAGUCACUGUUGAGGCACCCCCCAAAGGCAACGAGUACUAUUGGAAAGACCGUGCCCAGGACCUAGUCAGAAUUCUCGACGAGAUUGACACUAUUGAGGCAGCUGUCCCUGGACUAAAGGGGCGGUUGGAUAAGACCAAGGUCGCCGUCGCGGGACACUCCCUUGGGGCAUGGACAGCAAGUCUGGUUUUAGGCGCCAAGAACAUCGACUCACACGACGGGACCCCCUUUGAGAAGUUCGAGAAACGCAUCAAGGCCGGGGUAUUACUUGCCGGCACGGGAGCCGCGGGCGAGGACCUUUCAGAUACAGGGCGUCUCAUGGUUCCCUUCUACGGGCCUGACUUCAGCGAGAUGAAGACGCCAGCUCUUGUUGUAUGUGGAGACCAAGACGUGAGCCCGCAAAUAACAACUCGCGGUGCCGAUUGGCAUGCAGACAGCUAUUACCUCUCUCCAGGUCCCAAAGACCUUUUGUGGCUCAAGGGGGGAAAGCACGGGCUUGGGGGUAUAAGUGGUUGGGAUUCAGGGGAGACGCAGGACGAGAGUCCCCAACUCCUGGCGGCAGUUCAGAGAUUGACAUUGGCAUAUCUGAGAAGUGCACUCUACGGGGAUAACUCUUGGGACAAGGCCCGUGAUGCAUUGAAGCAGCUUGGUGAGCUGGGUACAGUUGAGAGUAAAUGAUGAGUAAAGAUAAGUCGGCUCGGUUUUAACGAGUUGGUUCUAAGAACUGUCGAUUCUGUACCUAGGUAUCUAGGUAAUCUGCAGGACUCACAUCUUCAUUACUACAAUUGUAUAGAAAUCUAAGCUAUCUCCUCUCUA